GAUUCGAACUUCCCUACGUACACUCUGACCCGAUGCCAUUUGCAGUGUGGCACCGAUAACUGCUGCAGCAGUACGAGGCAAUUCCUUGGAUUAAUCACUGCUCUACGAAGGCACAAAGAAUGGAAGAAGCUGAACUGCUGAAGGAAAGAUUUCAGGCCAUAACCGACAAAAGGAAACUUCAAGAAGAAAUCACUCAGAAACGCCUUAAAGUCGAGGAAGAAAAACUAAAACAUCAGCACUUGAAGAAAAAAGCUCUGCGUGAGAAAUGGCUCUGGGAUGGAUUAAAUACUCUGACUCCAAAAGAACAAGAAGAAAUGCAAAACCAGAAUCGAGAGGAUCAACAACGGAUGAAUGAGCUGGAACAAAAUAUCGUCAGACUUGAAAAAGAAAUUGAGGACCUUGAGAAAGAAGAACUGGCCAUCUCAGCUAAAGAAAAGGCCAUACUGAAGAAGCUUAAAUCGGUAGAAAGAACCACAGAAGAUAUUAUAAAGUCUGUGAAGGUGGAAAAAGUAGAGACUAAAGAAGAGCCACCUGACUACAUUUAUGCCAACAUACCUGACCUUCCAAAAUCUUUCAGGCCUUCUGCACUUAAAAGGACAGGGCAUCUAGAAGCAGAGGAGGAUGAAGAAAAGCGAAAAGCAUUGUUCGCUAUGGAAAUUAAAGUUGAAAAAGACCUGAAGACUGGAGAAAGCACAGUUUUGUCGACAAUACCACUACCGUCAGAGGAAUUUAAGGGCGCAGGAGUGAAAGUGUACGAUGACGGCAGAAAGUCGGUCUAUGCAGUGUGUUCCAAUGGAAGUGUCACAAACAAGGAAGUAGAUGACCUUGCGCCUGUUGAAGUGGAGGACCUCUUGAGGCAGGCAACAGAGAAACAAUCCAAGUCUCCCACUGAAUAUCACGAACCAGUAUAUGCAAACCAGUUUUGCAGGCCCACAACUCCCCAGAAUGAUAAGUUAGUCCAGGGACCAAAUAGCCAAAAAGGAGCUCUUCAAAACAAGACAAACAGCCUGGACUGUUUUUAUAAGGAACCUGCCUAUAAAAAAGAGCAACCAUUUAAAGAAAAUGGCCUAGAUUCUUCCAAGAGCUAUCGGCACAAUUCUCACUCUCCGGUCCUUCAACGAACACGAAGCCCACCACAGAUUAGCCCCCCAAACAAGAUGGCAACUAACGUUCAAAGAGAAAUUCUACAAGAGGCUGUUGAACCCUAUCAGAAGAUGGGAGAGAACCAACAAGGUAUAAAAUUCAGAAACUCUGUAAGUACCCAUGAAAGGCCUCCUUCAGGAACUCUGGAAAGUGAUGAAGGUUCUAGUUAUAGUGUGGUCCAAGCUGUGCCGUGUUACGUCGAUGAUACCGAACCCGUUACAAUGAUUUUCAUGGGUUACCAGCAUGUGGAUGAUGAAGAACUGAAUAAAACUGUCUGUGGGUAUGAUGGACUUAUCCAUGCAGAACUCGUCGUCAUUGACGAUGACGGCGAAGAAGAGGGCAGCAAGGAGGAGAGUCGAGCUGGAAAGCCUUUGUAUCAUCCAGUUGGUCCUUCUAGCCAGGUCUACCAGACCUCCAACCAAACAAGUGCAAUUCCACAGACAAACCCCAGCAAAACCACCAGUGACGGUGUAAAUGUGUCACCUUAUAAAAAUUCCAUAUCGCUCAAGGAGCAAGAAGAAAGUCUAAGCUGUGCUACCUACAAUGGUCAGAUCGAUGGCCGGUUAUCAGGUGAUGGAACAGAGGAUCCCUCCUUAACAGCUCUGAGAAUGAGAAUGGCAAAACUGGGCAAAAAAGUCAUUUAGGAGCUGCAGUGGUAUAAAUACUAAGUAUCUGCUGGUGUGAUGUGAAGCAGAAGAAGAGCUUUCUCCAUUUCGGACUUUGACGGCUUUCGCCUAUUCGAAAGAAGUAUACAUAAGAAUAAUGGCACCCUGCAGGAAAGUGAAUGGACCGCAAGUUGUGCUUCCAGCUACUCAACCCAAUCCAUAUGAAUUUAACUUCAAGUGCCUUCAAAAAUUUCUGAUAACAAAUGGACAUUUCUAAUAAAUGCUAUGACUAUGUAA
This is a messenger RNA of Podarcis muralis (Common wall lizard), 2045 nucleotides long. It is a transcript of the gene PALMD, whose product is annotated as palmdelphin. Gene Ontology annotation, cellular component: cytoplasm; membrane. Gene Ontology annotation, biological process: regulation of cell shape. NCBI's taxonomy places the organism in Eukaryota, Metazoa, Chordata, Lepidosauria, Squamata, Lacertidae. The record is from RefSeq and is a predicted model, not a curated record.